Molecule: messenger RNA, 6540 nt
Organism: Conger conger (European conger)
Lineage: Eukaryota; Metazoa; Chordata; Actinopteri; Anguilliformes; Congridae
Gene: adamts6
Product: ADAM metallopeptidase with thrombospondin type 1 motif, 6
Exons: 24
Coding region: 29-3382 (1117 amino acids)
Biological process (GO): proteolysis; extracellular matrix organization
Cellular component (GO): extracellular matrix
Molecular function (GO): metalloendopeptidase activity
Source: RefSeq, a predicted model, not a curated record
CCCACCCCAUGUUAGAUCUUUUUAAAUUAUGGAAAUUUUGUGGAAGACGCUGACUUGGAUAUUGAGCCUAGUUAUGGCUGCUUCUGAAUUUCAAAGCCUCAACAGACUUUCGCACAAUUCCCAAGAGGAGUUCCUGUCCUACCUUGAACACUACCAGUUGACAGUCCCGGUAAGGGUGAAGGAAAAUGGCGAGUUCCUGAGCUACACUGUGAAACACCAUCGGCCAGCGCGGCGGAGGAGGGGACUGGACCCGUCCGAUUCCAGGCUGUUCUACCAGCUGUCGGCCUACGGAAGGCAUUUUCACUUAAACCUGACCCCGAAUCCCCACUUGGUGUCAAAACAUUUUACUGUAGAAUACUGGGGGAAAGAUGGCCCGGAAUGGCGGCAUGACUUUGUUGAUAACUGCCAUUAUGUUGGAUUUCUGCAGGACCAAUACAGCACCACGAAAGUGGCGUUGAGCAACUGCAAGGGCUUGCAUGGUGUUAUUACAACAGAAGAAGAACAGUAUUUAAUUGAGCCAUUAAAGAAUAUAUCCUCCACAAAUUCCAGUGAUAUAAACCUUGAAGAAGGCCAGCCACAUGUUAUUUAUAAAAAGUCUUCCAUUCCCCGGCCCCAAGAGCACAGGGAAGAGGAGGUCAGCUGUGGUGUUUCAGACCUCACAAGAAGUGGAACGCCCCGCUGGCUGAGCAGUCUUGCCUCAGCUCCCCCAGCCCCUUCCCCAAUUAAUAGCAGUACAAACAGUGCCCACCGGCAUAAACGAUCGGUCAGUUCAGAGCGUUUUGUGGAGACCCUAGUGGUAGCUGACAAAAUGAUGGUGGGGUACCAUGGACGCAAGGACAUCGAGCACUACAUCCUGUCUGUGAUGAAUAUUGUUGCCAAACUGUACCGGGAUGCCAGUCUAGGAAACGUUGUGAACAUUAUUGUAACACGGCUGAUCGUUCUGACAGAAGACCAGCCAAACCUGGAGAUUAACCACCAUGCAGAUAAGUCACUGGAUAGCUUCUGCAAGUGGCAAAAGUCCAUUCUGUCACACCAGGGAGAUGGGAACAGCAUUCCAGAGAAUGGAAUUGCUCACCACGAUAACGCUGUUCUUAUUACCAGGUAUGACAUCUGCACUUACAAGAACAAGCCCUGUGGCACCUUAGGUCUGGCGUCAGUAGCAGGAAUGUGUGAACCAGAGCGUAGCUGCAGCAUCAAUGAGGACAUUGGCCUGGGCUCAGCGUUCACCAUCGCCCACGAAAUUGGGCACAAUUUUGGCAUGAACCACGACGGGAUUGGGAACUCAUGCGGGACCAAGGGUCACGAGGCUGCUAAGCUAAUGGCGGCGCACAUUACAGCCAACACGAACCCCUUCUCCUGGUCAGCCUGCAGCAAAGAUUACAUCACCAGCUUCCUGGACUCAGGUCGGGGGACGUGUCUGGACAAUGAACCUCUGAAACGAGACUUCCUGUACCCCACAGUGGCCCCGGGGCAGGUGUACAGCGCGGACGAGCAAUGUCGUUUCCAGUACGGCGCCUCUUCCCGCCAGUGCAAGUAUGGGGAAGUGUGUAGAGAGCUGUGGUGCCUUAGCAAAAGUAACCGCUGUGUCACCAACAGUAUUCCCGCAGCUGAGGGAACACUGUGCCAGACGGGCAGCAUCGACAGGGGGUGGUGUUACCAGGGAGAGUGUGUGGCAUUUGGCACAUGGCCCCAGAGCGUCGAUGGCGACUGGGGUCCCUGGUCCUUAUGGGGCGAGUGCAGCCGAACCUGCGGUGGUGGCGUCUCCUCCUCCCUCCGACACUGUGACAGCCCAGCGCCGUCUGGUGGAGGAAAGUACUGUCUUGGGGAAAGGAAACGUUACAGAUCGUGUAACACUGAUGCCUGUCCAGCAGGAUCGCGGGAUUUCCGGGAAAAGCAGUGUGCGGAUUUUGACAGCAUGCCAUUCCGUGGGAAGUUCUACAACUGGAAGCCUUAUACUGGAGGCGGUGUGAAGCCUUGUGCCCUGAAUUGCCUGGCCGAAGGCUACAACUUCUACACGGAGCGGUCUCCUGCUGUCAUCGAUGGCACGCGCUGCAAGGGUGACUCACUGGACAUCUGCAUCAACGGCGAGUGCAAGCAUGUGGGCUGUGACAACAUCCUGGGGUCCGACGCCAAGGAGGACCGCUGCCGGGUGUGCGGGGGGGACGGGAGCACCUGCGAGGCCACCGAGGGACUCUUCAACGACUCGCUCCCACGAGGAGGCUACAUGGAGGUCGUUCAGAUUCCAAGGGGUUCUGUCCAUAUCGAGAUCAAAGAAGUGUCCAUGUCAAAAAACUACAUUGCUUUGAAAUCGGAGGGAGAUGACUACUAUAUCAACGGAGCGUGGACCAUCGACUGGCCCCGGAAGUUUGACAUUGCAGGGACAGCGUUCCACUACAAGAGGCCCUCAGAUGAGCCAGAGUCCCUGGAGGCCCUUGGGGCCACCACUGAGAAUCUAUUCGUCAUGGUGCUCCUGCAGGAACAGAACCUGGGCAUCCGCUACAAGUUCAAUGUUCCCAUCCUGCGGACCGGGAGUGGGGACAGCGAGGUGGGGUUCUCCUGGCACCACCUGCCGUGGUCCGAGUGCUCAGCGACCUGUGCUGGAGGUUCACAGAAGCAAGAGGUUGUGUGUAAAAGGCUAGAUGACGGCUCUGUGGUCCAGAAUAGCUACUGCGACUCAGACAGCAAACAGCCAGAGAACCAUCGGGAUUGCAACACGGAGCCUUGCCCCCCAGAGUGGCUCAUUGGCGACUGGGCCGACUGCAGUAAGACGUGCGACGGAGGGAUGCGCACGCGCACGGUCCUGUGCAUUCGCAGGAUUGGCCCUGCCGAGGAGGAGACGCUGGAGGACAGCAUCUGCCUGACUCACCGGCCAAUCGAGAGAGAGUCCUGCAACAACCAGUCCUGUCCUCCGCAGUGGGUCACCCUGGAUUGGUCAGAGUGCACUCCUAAGUGUGGGCCCGGGUUCAAGCACCGCAUCGUCCUGUGCAAGAGCAGCGACCUGACCAAGACCUUCCCUCCGGCUCACUGCUCCGACCACAACAAGCCCCCGGUGCGCAUCCGCUGCAGCCUGGGCCGCUGCCCGCCCCCCCGCUGGAUCCCAGGAGAGUGGGGACAGUGUUCGGCGCAGUGCGGCCUGGGACAGCAGAUGAGGGCGGUGCAGUGCCUCUCCUACACAGGGCAGCCGUCUGCAGACUGCGCCGAGUCUCUGCGCCCCCCCACCAUGCAGCAGUGCGAGAGCAAGUGCGACGCCACGCCCAUCUCCAGCGCAGAGGAAUGCAAGGAUGUAAACAAGGUGGCAUACUGCCCACUGGUGCUGAAGUUCAAGUUCUGCAGCCGUGCGUACUUCAGACAGAUGUGCUGCAAGACGUGCCAAGGACACUGACCCGUGAUGAGAGAGAGGCCCAAGACCAAGCAAGCAACAGAGAGGGAGAGAGAGAAAGGGAAAGAAAAAGGCCAGAGAGUGAAACGAGAGGAGUCACAGAAGGAGGGAAGAGAACCUGCCUCUCGCACCUGCAUUUCUUUAACCCUGUGGAACCCCAAACCACUGCUCAGCCUCCUGCUGACCCAUUCCUGCUUUAUUUUCACUUCUGUGAAGUGGGAACUUAGAUUUGUAUUGCAUUGACAUUAUUUUUAUUAUAAUAAUAAUAAUUAUUAUUGUUGUCGGUUUGUUAUUUUUAAUCCAAAGUGCUGGACACAUCAUUCUCAGAGAUGCGCCCUGCGGGAAAUAUGUGGGGCAAAGUAGGCAAGCGUUGGAAACAGGAGGUCGAUCUGGUGUCUGGGACUUGCCCUUGAGCCGAAUGGACGGACGGAUGGACAGAUGGAGCGACAGACUUUGGUAGUCUUAUUGAAUGUGCUUUGGUUUCACGGUGCGAUUGUGUGAGCAGAUCUCCGCUUUCCACACAAACGUUUCCAGAUCACUGAAAUAGCGUGAAGACCCUAUGUGAACGUAGCAUGUCCGAUGCGUACAGUGUUGAUAAAGUGAUGAGCUGAAAGUAUCCCGUCACAUUUUUUCCCCUCCUUGUGUUUGUGAACUCUGACAUUUGUCUGAGACCAUACCAUGUACCGUCAGGGGGGGUGGUGGGAGGGCGCAGCGUAUGUGUAGAGCUAUUUGUGUUCUGGAACAAUGAAAACCAUCCUGCUACUUAGAUAUGGAAUUAAUCAAAACAGAAGGGGGAAAUAUUUGAUUUCAGUUGGCCUGAAAAACAGGUGGUGGUGAGAUACUGUUUAUUUUUAAGUUCUUUUUUUUUGCUAGAGAAAUCAAAACAGAGGGGUGCCCGUGACUGAUAAACCUUUACACGUUCCCCCACCCUCCCCCACCUCCUGACAGUGUCACUAGAUCACUGUCUAGACCACACAGACUUUCUCAGAAAUACAGCCUGGCCAUGAGACCACCAAGAUGGAGACAGGGCCUCAGAAAAUGGAAAAAAAGACAACUUGAAAAAACAGAAAGAAAGCUGCUGACUAUUGUUAGGGGGCUCAUCUUUGAGCUCGGGCCCUGUGAGGGAGAAAAAACUCAAUUAAAGCGAGGGGUUCCAGAUGUUGAAACAGCAAAGACACCUGUUUUAAUAAGCAGGCUCUGAGACUGACUGUGUCGCCACAGGGUCACGUGACCACCGCCAAAGAAUCCCACCAUUGUCUGAGUGAGAGAACCAGUUCUCUCAUAUGAGUGGCGAUUAACCAAACCUGUGGCCUCAAAAGUGUCCAAACUUGUCUAGUAUGCUGGCAUUCAGGUUCGACAAUGACUAUAAAUAAAAUCAAGAAAGACUUGAUUAAAUCGAAAAGGUAUUUUGCAAGUGGCUGAAGUGUGAAAUAUACAGAGGGUUUUAAAAUGUCGCACCAGGUCAAAAACGUGAGUGUUUUUGGUAAAAGGCAGUGUGUCAGUGUACAACGUACUUUCAUUUGCACCUUCAGAUUUGCAACAGAUCUUAUGAUUCUGAUAGCCUUUAAUGCUAUUUGUACGUGAGAGUAAAAUGCAUUGGCGCUAUAUUUAUUAUAUUAGAGCAUGUAAUCGCAGAGAACUUUGUAUCGUCUCUUGAAUUUCAUUAUCGUGGAUGUUUCAUCUGCACUUGAAUGGCGAGUCUCCAUGUUGACGGAUUUCACUCAAGCAUGACCUAGUCCAUGAGUUGGGCCUAUGUUUCACUCAGCCUUCAGCAGACAUGGGUGCAUUUCUCCAGCGCACCAUAUCAUGGUCUGUCACAGACUACCUCCGGACAAUGUUACCCACACCAGCUCUUCCACCUCUCCUCUCCUACAGCCAAACAGGAGAGAACUACAGUACUGCAAUAUUGCGAUCGAUGGUGCUUUUUUCACAAACUCUCCCCCCGCACUCCUCCUCCAUGUGGUAGGCUCCGCCCCAUCCCUGGUGCUACCAGACCCAAACGGGUCUUUCACAGAGUGAACGGUGCAUGUCUGAAUGGUCCAUUAUCUCACCAGAGGGGGUGACUGGACUGAAGUUGAACAGCUGAAGUGAGAAUAUCCAGUUCCUCUGGUGUUUGUGCUGUCGAUUGUUUUGGUUUUUUUUGUUAGUUUUUUGGUGUUGUUUUUUCACCUCACACUGGGUGUUUCCAUUGAAGCUGCCAUUCCCAGUCGGGACUUCCCAUUAUAUUUCCAAAUGAUGUUAUAUAUUCUUUGAUGAUACCCCAUCCAAAAUGGUAUGUGGAUACCAGGACUUGGCCAUAAAAGUGUGAUGCAUAUUCUUGCCGUCGGGUUGUUAAAAAGGGAAUGCAACGCCUGAGAUAUGAAAAUGGGACUGAAAUAUCAUAAACUGGAUUGUGUAUAGUGUAUGAAAAAAAACUAAGGAAAAAAGAAAAAAUGGGAUGAGACAUAUAGGAACUAUAAUGGACCACAACUAAUCCCUAAAUUGCAUUUUUAUUAUGCCACCAUUUUAUUCAGAUUUGCUGCUGCUACUUUGUAGCCACCCACAGUAUAUGAUGUAAGCCGAUUUCUUUUGUGUUGUAAACUGUCGUUACCGAGCAGGACAGUCACUAAGCGUCAAACCCGACUGCAGGCCCAACGGGCUGAGCGUGGUGAAUUGUUAUCAUGUAAAUCCUGAAGCUUGAAGUACGAGUUUACAGGCAUUGAGUCAAGCAGCCUCCCGACAAGCAAUCUCCCAAGACACACAGUAAAACUGGUACUCAUAGCUGUGAACUCUGAUCUCUGAAUGUCACAAUCUCUUCUCCUUUACCCACAGAAAAAAAAGGAACUUUUUGUGAUUAGUUGCUUAUAUUUUAUAUUCAGUAUUAUUGUUGGUACACUGUUACUAAUUUUUUUCAUAUUGUAAAUUAUAUGCUAAUUUAUUGCCAUGUUUCACUUGUCUUACAUUUAUUUCACUGCAUGCAAACAGUGAAAACCCCCCUCCACCCCCCUCCCACUCCCAUCUCACACACACACACACACACACACUCAUGCACCUACACACACACCCACACACACACACACACACGCACUCUCACACACGCACACACAUGCGCACACACGCACACACACACACACACUCAUGCACGUACACACACACAUACAUAUCAUCCUGUUUUUAGAUAU